AUGCUGAACCUCGCUCAGUUGAGACGAGCCGUGGUGCGAUGCGCCAGUGCUCAGCGAAAAGCAUACGUCGUUGGAGUCGGUAUGACUAAGUUUGAGAAGCCAGGACGAAGAAUUGACUUUGACUAUCAUGAUAUGGGACGAGAAGCUGGAGAAGCGGCCCUUGCGGAUGCUGGUAUUCCCUUUGAAAAGGUCGAAGCUGCCUCAGUCGGAUACGUCUACGGUGAUUCAACUUGCGGCCAGCGCGCGGUUUACCAACUCGGCCUCACCGGUAUCCCAAUCUACAACGUCAACAACAACUGCUCAACCGGCUCGACUGCCCUUCUUCAGGCUGCCGACAUGGUCCGUGGAGGCCAGGCCGAAUGCACGAUGGCCAUGGGUUUCGAAAAGAUGCAGCCUGGAUCUCUCGGAACCGUCUUUGACGAUCGAUCCAAUCCUCUUGAAAAACACGCUGAAUGUAUGAUCAAUGUCGGUGGUUUCGCUCCUGCUCCGAUGGCGGCACAGUUCUUCGGCAACGCUGGAAAAGAGCACAUGGAAAAGUAUGGAACGAAGCAGUCUCACUUCACCAAGAUUGCCGCCAAAAACAAGCGCCACUCCGUCAACAACCCCUAUUCUCAGUUCCGAAUUGAAAUGACCGAGGAACAGGUCGAUGGGGACAAGAAAGUCUUUGAAAUGCUCACCCGUCAGCACUGCUGCCCAACUUCUGACGGUGGUGGGGCUGCCAUCAUCGCCUCCGAGGACUUUGUCAAAAAGCAUGGACUUGAACACAAAGCCGUCGAGAUCGUUGGCCAAGCUAUGGUUACCGACUUGCCUGGCUCCCUCGACGAGGAAAAGACCGAUUUGAUGACAAUUGCUGGUUACAAGUGCUCCAAGACCGCGGCUGAGAAAGUCUACGCUCAGGCCGGCAUCAACCCCAAGGACAUCAAAGUCGUCGAACUUCACGAUUGCUUCUCCGCCAACGAGCUCAUCACUUACGAAGCUCUCCAACUCUGCGACGAGGGAAAGGCUGGCGAGUUCAUCGACGCUGGCGACAAUACCUACGGCGGCCGAGUUGUUGUGAACCCAUCUGGUGGCUUGAUUUCCAAGGGCCAUCCUCUUGGUGCUACUGGACUUGCUCAAUGCGCUGAGCUCUGCUGGCAACUCCGAGGAGAAGCCGACAAGAGACAGGUUGAGAACUGCGAUUUGGCUCUUCAACAUAAUAUUGGUCUUGGAUCUGCCGUUGUCAUUACAGCCUACAAACUCGGAUUCCCUGAAGCACGAAAGGACUGGGUCGGCAAAAACGGUCUGCCAACUCAUGCUCUUCCUAAAGAAGGACAGUAUCUUGAGCCAAAGAAGAACGCAACUCUUUUGUUCGAUUCUCGCAUGCACUUGAGCGAGGGAGCAAGAUGCUUCGUCGACUGUGAGCGGGAGCUCAUUGGAAGUGCGUUUCGAUGCGAAAUCGAAUGGGGAGCUGGAACUGACGAUUACUACAGAUGCUUUGCGAAGGCGGAAGAAGAAUUCAACACUUGCUACUUUGACGAAGAAACUGGUUGCCCAGAAGGCUGUGGUCGAAUCUGCGAGCCAGACUUUUCUGCUGGAAUGGAGCUGUGCAACCAUCUUGUUGACGAAGGAAUCCUUGUUGGAGAUAUUCCGUUAGCCAUUUGCAUCAACAAGUUCAUGUUGGAAAUGCUCACUUGCGUGGAAAGUUGUCUUUGCGAUGUGCAAACUGAAUGCACUUGUAUGCGUGCGGAUAUUCCGUUUUUGCAGAUCCCUGGAGAUACUUCACCUGCCGCAAUCUGCGUCUAUCCAGAAGAACCAGAAGAGUAA
Messenger RNA from Oikopleura dioica, 1803 nucleotides. NCBI's taxonomy places the organism in Eukaryota, Metazoa, Chordata, Appendicularia, Copelata, Oikopleuridae. The record is from the annotation of a GenBank genome assembly.